GAUAGAGCGCGCUAGCCUGACAAUGGGAUGCUAGGAAGUAAGGCAUUGUAAGGAUCGAACCGCAAACUGAACCAGAAGGUUUUUGCUGUACUAGAAAAAUAAUCCACACCUGCUUCCUAUCAACCAGCGUAUUGUUUAAAAGAACAAGAUAUCUAUUGAAACAGUUCUCUACUCUUUUAUUUUGCAAUUAGUGGAAAACUAAAAACAAAGUAAAAAAAAAGACUUUACUGCAUCUCUCUCUCUCACUCUCUUGCCCAGGAGGCUGCUUGCUUUUGCCUUCCAAAGACUCAAAAGAAAUUAUAACAUAUUUCAAUUAUCCAACUUGCUGACUGAUCAGAACUGCAUUUACAUCAGUAAAAUGGGGCACAAACUGACGAGCAUUCUGAAAAUGGCAACCACUGAAAGCUGGUCAGGAGGCACACUAGAAGUCCAUUCUAGUAUGUCUGAUUUAGCCCGACCAGAGCGUCUGGAAGAGAUCCUGAACCUGAAACCCCCUUCUUUCAACACUGUUUUGCAGAACAGCUGGAAUGCCAAAGACUGCAGUGAGAACAUUACUGUAAAAGAUGAAGGACUUGCUUUCAGGCGUCAGCCAGUAGCAAAAAGCACAGACUGUGUACGUGGGAGGGUUGGCUACACCCAUGGAUUACAUGCUUGGGAGAUCACAUGGCCAAAGGAACAGAGAGGCACACAUGCUGUGGUGGGUGUAGCCACCUCUGAGGCCCCACUGCAUGUCGACUGUUAUACAGCCCUUGUAGGAAGCAACUCAGAAUCUUGGGGUUGGGACAUUGUACAGAAAGAACUGCAUCAUGAGUCUAAAGUACAGCCAACAGUGCCGUAUCCACAAUCCUGGGGGGCGCCCGACUCGGGAGUUGUGCCUGAUACCUUACUGGUAGUCCUGGACAUGGACGAUGGUACCCUGGGCUAUGUCAUUAGUGGAAAAUACAUGGGUGUGGCAUUCCACGGACUUAAGGGGAAAACUUUAUACCCUAUCAUCAGUGCUGUUUGGGGGCAGUGUGAAGUCAGAAUACGCUACGUUGGAGGUCUGACAUCGGAGCCCCACUCACUGACGCACCUUUGUCGACAGUCUAUCCACAAUGCACUGAAAGAACCUUGUCUACAGAACAUUGAAAAACUGCCUUUGCCUACAGCUAUGAAGAGGUAUCUCAUGUACCAGUGAUGACGGAUAACCAUUAAGACAGUAAGAUUUUAAUUACACAGACAGGAGUCAGUACAUAUCCACCACCAUGUCCUCCAUCCGCCGGAUGCAGGAUGGUCCUGAGUACAGAGAUGAUACGCUACCAUGGCUGCAUGCACGCCAUUUCUGUAAAUGUGGCUUGUUAAAACAUCACGGACAGGAGUCAUAGGACUUGACAUCGUUAUCUGCUGAGGGACACUGUCAGCUAGUUUUAGCAGUUUUGCUGAGAAACGCUGUAAAACAGGGAAGAUGGAAUGUGCUGUCACUCAGAGAAUCCAGCUAAGAAAUCCAGUGAAGUAACCAGAUCACACAGCUCUGUGAUGCUUUCUUCCAGCAAGCCUGCAGGUUCCAGAAACUUUUACUUUUUUUAAGCAAUAAACUUUGAGUGACAAACUACAAAAACAAAAUUCCAUUUGAAGACUGUAGACUGAGAACGAACAGGCCUGAAAGCCUGGGAUAUUUUUUUAUUUCUUUUUGUACUUUUUGCUAUAUCCUGUAUAGUUUUGUAUCAUACAAUGACUGAAUAGACUCAGUGUUAAACCAGACAAUCACAGAAGAAUAUUUUUGCUGAAUAAAAUAUUUUUUAUUAAAAUUCA
Protopterus annectens (West African lungfish) is the source of this 1791-nucleotide messenger RNA. It is a transcript of the gene SPSB2, whose product is annotated as splA/ryanodine receptor domain and SOCS box containing 2. Gene Ontology annotation, cellular component: SCF ubiquitin ligase complex. The transcript is spliced from 3 exons. Gene Ontology annotation, biological process: proteasome-mediated ubiquitin-dependent protein catabolic process; intracellular signal transduction. Gene Ontology annotation, molecular function: protein binding. NCBI's taxonomy places the organism in Eukaryota, Metazoa, Chordata, Ceratodontiformes, Protopteridae. The record is from RefSeq and is a predicted model, not a curated record. Bases 359 to 1177 code for a protein of 272 amino acids.